CGUCGGCAUGGUCCAGGAGCUGCUGCGGAUGGUGCGCCAGGGCCGGCGGGAGGAGGCGGGGACACUGCUGCAGCACCUGCGCCAGGACCUGGGCAUGGAGUCGACCUCACUAGAUGAUGUUCUGUAUCGCUACGCCAGCUUCCGGAACCUGGUGGACCCCAUCACACACGACCUCAUCAUCAGCCUGGCACGCUACAUCCACUGUCCCAAGCCGACCAGCCCUGCUACAAUGUGGAAGGACGCUACACAGGGGCACAGAUGCCAGGAGCCAAGAGCAGCAAGGCUGUCUCGGAGGCUGGCUGCUGCACAUGCCGAAGUGUGGGAAUCAGAAUAAACCCCCCAUCUGUCUCUCCUCCUGCCCUCUGGUCUUGCUGCCACUGCUCCCAUUAGCUGAACCCAAGAGGAAGCCAGGGGGAAGACAGCCCCGUGACGCGGUCUCUAGAGCCCAGCCUUCUGAGCAGAGAAGGGCAGAGUGGACUGUGGGGCGAGAAGAAACAGAAAAGCCGGCACACAGUCUCUGCAUCUGGAAUGGUGUCCAGCAUAAUGAGCGGGACAGUCAACAUUUGAUGAAUGAAGGCGAUGCGCUGGGCACCAUGGAGAAGCUGUGCCGGCAGCUGACAUACCACCUCAGCCCCCACUCCCAGUGGAGGCGGCACCGGGGACUGGUGAAAAGGAAGCCACAGGCUUGCCUCAAGGCUGUCCUGGCCGGGAGCCCCCCAGACAACACAGUGGACCUGUCGGGCAUCCCACUGACCUCCCGAGACCUGGAGCGGGUGACCAGCUACCUACAGCGCUGUGGGGAGCAGGUGGACAGCGUGGAGCUGGGCUUCACAGGCCUCACGGAUGACAUGGUCCUGCAGCUGCUGCCGGCGCUCAGCACCCUGCCCCGCCUCACCACACUGGCACUCAAUGGCAACCGGCUGACCCGGGCUGUGCUGCGAGACCUCACUGACAUCCUUAAGGAUCCCAGCAAGUUCCCCAAUGUCACGUGGAUUGACCUGGGCAACAACGUGGACAUCUUCUCCUUGCCCCAGCCCUUCCUGCUCAGCCUGCGCAAGCGCUCACCAAAGCAGGGCCACCUACCCACCAUCCUGGAGCUGGGUGAGGGCCCGGGUAGUGGGGAGGAGGUCCGGGAAGGGACAGUAGGCCAGGAAGACCCUGGAGGGGGCCCUGUGGCACCUGCCGAAGACCACCAUGAGGGCAAGGAGACUGUAGCUGCAGCUCAGACGUGACAUGGAAGUGAAGGGCCUCACCAGGGAGUCCUUGUUGGGUAGAAUGCGCAAGGGGAGGGAGCUUCUAUCAGGUGGGUUAAGGAUAUUGCCAAAAAUUGGCCUGGGCCACCCACCUACAGAAAGGCAAACCAUAGCAUCUGGGGAAGGGGAUGUGUUAAAACUUCCCAUUGGUCCUCUCCAUCUGCCCCCAAUCCCAUUAUCUGCCAUUUGGCUCUUAAGUCAUCCCAGGCCCCAGAGAACGCUCAGCUCAGCCCAUGGCCUUCCCCAAAGACUUGUGGAAAUGGGCACAUGGCUAGAGGUACUGGAAGCCUGAGCCAUUGUGAAAACCAAGAGCUUUCCCCCAGAAAAAUUAGACAGUAGGGCCCCUACCUG
Messenger RNA from Cercocebus atys (sooty mangabey), 1604 nucleotides. It is a transcript of the gene LRRC75A, whose product is annotated as leucine rich repeat containing 75A. The transcript has 5 exons. The record is from RefSeq and is a predicted model, not a curated record. The coding region runs from base 114 to 1232 and encodes 372 amino acids. NCBI's taxonomy places the organism in Eukaryota, Metazoa, Chordata, Mammalia, Primates, Cercopithecidae.